UUCGGCGUUCCAAACAACGAAAUGGCUAGUUUAGAAGAGUUGAAAGAAGUUUUGAAAGAAACUCUAGAGAACCGUGGAGUAUUGGGUCAGGUCAAGGCCAAGGUGCGAGCUGAAGUGUUCAAUGCCCUGGACGACCAUUCUGAAUCAAAGCCGCCAUUGAGCAAUGAGAAUCUCCUCAUUAACGAGCUUAUUAGAGAAUAUCUCCAGUUUAACCAGUACAGAUACACAGAAUCUGUUUUAGUGUCAGAAUCAGGAAUGCCUAAAGUGCCUUUGGAAAGAGAUUUUUUGACAAAUGAGUUGAAUGUUGUUGAAGACGGACCCAGUAGAUCAGUGCCACUGUUGUACAGUAUUGUAGCUCAUUACGUGGGUCGUAAUAAUUCCUCAAACCACAAGUCACAGUCUCGGAGAGGCAUUCAGAGAUCUGCAUUUAUAGAUAACCCCGAAGAGCGAAAUUGUGAUAUCAAUGGUGUCCUAGACAUAGAAAAUAAAGGCUUGGUUGUCCGUGGCGGGAAGAGAUGAUCAAAACAGCCCACAUGUUUUUAUGCUGAACUGUGAUGGAUAAAUCUCUCAUACACAUUACCAACUUUUUUUGAAACAUUUUUUAAAAUAAAAUCUCAGACAUUUUCCUUUUCACAAACAGCACUAGGGGUAAGUGAUUUCACAUAAACAUGUUUCGUUAUUCUUUCUUUUGAUCAUCAGUAGAGAUCACAGACAUCUAUAAGAGGUUCUGUCAGAAACGCAAUUCAUAAUGUGCCUUAGUAUAACAUCAAACUGGACAAAAAACUGUCAGGUAAUGGAGUUUCCAAACAUUUUGUUUCAACAUGAAAAAUACAGAUAAAAAUGGACAUAAUUUUAGAAUGCAACUCUGCAAAGUUAUGGUUGAAGUGAUCAGGGCUUGGUGAACUUGAUCAGUCCUUGAGUUGAAUACUUAUAUUGAGUUAUGAUUGUAUCAUGUUUUAGGUUUAUCAUACCAGGUAUUGUAAAAUGUAAUUUCUCUUUUUUGAUGUUUUGUUUACCUCAUAAUUGUAAAUGUUGCAAUAAUCCAUCUGGUACACCUAUCAAAUUAUAUUGAUGUUUAACUGUCUUCAGGCUUAUUACAGAUAAGCUCUUUACACUGUGUUUUAAUUUAACUUAAGAAUUUUUGUAUUGAUAUUGAACAUUAAUUUGUUUUACUCCCAAUUUUUAUACACCCAUCUUUGAAGAGUCAUAUUCUGGUAUGGCUUUGUUUAUCCGCCUGUAAACUUUUUUUCGUUUCCAGAGCAAAUCUUUCUUAUCAAUAUAUAUAUAGGAUCAUCAAACCUUAAGAUGGGUGUGUCACAUACCAUAAUUAGGUCACCAUGGCCUACUUUCCAUGCAUUACUGCUUAUUAAAGGAAAUCCGUAUCAAUUCAUUUAGGAUCAUCGAACCCCACAUGCAAGAAAAAUUUGGGAUGGUGGUGUGCUGCAUACCUUAACUGGGUCAUAUCGACCUUCUUUUGAUGGGCCUAUCAUGUACCUCGCUGGUACUCUUGUUUGUGUUUGAGGUGUCGUUAAACAUUCAUUCGUUCAUUCAUUUACUCAUUCAGUUUGUUACAGAUAAUCUUUAACAGAGAGGCAGGGAUAUAAAGACAGGAUUAUCUAUCAUUGGUCUCAGGGGUGUAGUGGUUAAGUCAUCAGUCUUGAGGCUGAUAGGUACUGGGGUCUUAUUCUAGAACCGGUUCUCAUCUAGAGUGAGUUUUAACAGCACAAAGGGGAGGUACAAGGCUGCUACACCAACUUCUCUAUCCACUAACUGUUACCCCACUGUAUGACCAGCCUCAGUGGUGUAGUGGUUUCAUCUGACUUCUAGCUGGUAGGUACUCGGUUCGUGUCCCAAAACCGGUUCUCAUCUAGAGUGAGUUUUAACAGCACAAUGGGAAGGCACAAGGCUGCUACACCAAGUUCUCUAACCACUAACUGUUGCCCCACUUUAUUAUCCACGUGGUCCAACAUAACCAAGUUAAUAAUAAUCAUAUGAAGCACACAUGUAAUAACAAGUGUAAUGACGUAAUUUUGGGAAGCGACAUCAUAACAUGACAUUGCUUUCCCAGUCCUAACUCGGACUGUGCAUUUG
This is a messenger RNA of Gigantopelta aegis, 2091 nucleotides long. RefSeq names its product centrosomal protein 20-like. Gene Ontology annotation, molecular function: protein binding. Lineage: Eukaryota; Metazoa; Mollusca; Gastropoda; Neomphalida; Peltospiridae. Bases 22 to 519 code for a protein of 165 amino acids. The transcript is spliced from 5 exons. Gene Ontology annotation, biological process: cilium assembly; microtubule anchoring. Gene Ontology annotation, cellular component: ciliary basal body; motile cilium; centrosome. The record is from RefSeq and is a predicted model, not a curated record.